CCACAGGGCAGCCAGAAAAAAAAAAAAAACACCAAAAAAAACGUAAAGCAGGGUUCUGUGAGAGAGUUGAGGGGAUGAUGGUCUGACCCUGACGUGGCAGACUGGGUAGUAUUAGGCAGGACAAGCGACAGAGAACUCCACCCACUAGCUGACUGCCAAGAGAGGAAUUACAAACUAGAGAGAGAUACUGGCUUCAGGCAUAGCUGGAUCCAGGAGCUGAGGCUCCCUGUCUCUUUCUGGGCUUUCCACUAUAUUGGCCUCAGCCUCAGGAACAUUUUCUACACCACAGGGAUGAGAGGUGAGGAGAGGGCAACAGCUCUAAGAUGGCAUGCUACAGCAUCUGAUCAGUGGAAAACAGCUUCUCUUUCUGGGCCAGUCUAUCCCAGAAUUGUACAGUAUGGGUCUGCUUUGCUCACUUGCCCGUCCCUAAGCCUGUCACAUGGCUGCUGGAUUUGGAGCUCAUUGAUUGGCAAGGUCUGGGGAGCAGGGCGAACCUCCUGGACUGAGAAUAGGGAAGAGGUGGCCCCAAAGGACCACUGAAGAGACAGGAAGUUGAGCAAGUAAAAGCCAGCCACAGUCCCCUGCAGAGAGUAACCUUGAGACCAAAGUCAGGCGCACAACCCGGUGCCAGCAGCACCAGCUGGGAGCCAAGCAGGUGGAGGAGCUCAGAGGUCCCCACUGCCGCCCAGGACCCCCCUUGGCACCCUCAGUGAUGCCUCUUUGCCCUGUCUGGCUGGCCCAGUGCAGUCCCCUCAUCUCCAGUCCAACGGGGCUCCUCUGAGUCCCCACCACCCAUGUCUGCGCCCCCAUGGCGGGCAUGGCGACAGCAAGCCGGGGGCGGGUCACCAUGCAGGAGCACAUGGCCAUCGAUGUGAGCCCGGGCCCCAUCCGGCCCAUCCGCCUCAUUUCCAACUACUUCCCGCACUUCUACCCCUUUGCUGAGCCCACCCUGCGCACCCCAGACCCACAGCCUGCAGUGACCCCCGCCAUCCCCUCUGCACCGCAGCCACAGCUGGACCUAGAGCCAGAGGAAGACUCAGAUGACAGCACUGUGCUUGGCACCCUCGAGUUCACCCUCCUUUUGGAUGCGGACAACAGCACCCUGCACUGCACGGCCCACCGUGCUGAGGGCCUCAAGCCACCAGCCUCGGGCUCCGUGGACACCUAUGUCAAGGCGAAUCUGCUCCCGGGGGCCAGCAAGGCCAGCCAGCUGCAGACACGCACGGUUCGGGGCACGAGGGGACCUGUCUGGGAGGAGACGCUCACCUAUCAUGGCUUCACCGUCCAGGACGCCCGGCGCAAGACCCUGCGGCUGUGCGUGUGUGAGGACCCACGGCUGCGGCGGCGGCGGGGGGCACCUCCCCUGGGGGAGCUGCGGGUGCCCCUGAGGAAGCUGGUGCCCAACCGAGCCAGGAGCUUCAACGUGUGUCUAGAGAGGCGGCGGCUGACCAAGAGGCCCAGGAGCCUGGACACAGCACGUGGCAUGUCUCUGUAUGAGGAGGAGCUGGAGGCAGAGGCGGCAGGAGAGGAGCGCGGGCGCAUCCUGCUGUCGCUGUGCUACAGCUCUCAGCGGGGCGGCCUGCUGGUGGGUGUGCUACGCUGCGCCCACCUCGCCCCCAUGGACGCCAAUGGCUACUCAGACCCCUUCGUCCGCCUGGCCGCGCCCACCCUGAGCCCGUCCUUCCCAAUCAGCUUCCUGCAUCCAAACGUGGGGAAGAAAUCCAAAUAUAAGACCAGUGUUCGGAAGAAGACCCUGAACCCCGAGUUCAACGAGGAGUUCUUCUACGCCGGCCCAAGGGAGGAGCUGGCCCAGAAGACGCUGCUGGUGUCCGUGUGGGAUUAUGACCUGGGCACGGCCGAUGACUUCAUCGGUGGGGUGCAGCUGAGUAGCCAGGCCAGCGGGGAGCGCCAGCAACAUUGGCGUGAAUGCCUGGGUCGCAGUGACUGCCGGCUGGAGCUGUGGCACCCGCUGGACGGUGCGCCCCUCCAGCUCAGCAACUAGCAGGGGCCCCCCAUCUGGGCCUGCUCACCGCCCCUCCCCAAACCAGCCCUCGGCGGUUCCCACGGAGCUGGGAAGACCUGAGGCUGCCUCACCCACCACACCCAGCCCCUUCAAUCCCUUCCUGCCCCUCUUUCAAAUCCAUCCCGCUGCCCAAUCAUGAAGCAAGAAUAAACCUCUCUUUCAAACCCGA
Messenger RNA from Phacochoerus africanus (Common warthog), 2192 nucleotides. RefSeq names its product double C2-like domain-containing protein gamma. Gene Ontology annotation, cellular component: membrane. Lineage: Eukaryota; Metazoa; Chordata; Mammalia; Artiodactyla; Suidae. The coding region runs from base 809 to 2002 and encodes 397 amino acids. The transcript is spliced from 12 exons. The record is from RefSeq and is a predicted model, not a curated record.